Molecule: messenger RNA, 4734 nt
Organism: Haemonchus placei
Lineage: Eukaryota; Metazoa; Nematoda; Chromadorea; Rhabditida; Trichostrongylidae
Source: the annotation of a GenBank genome assembly
UCGUCUACGGCACGAGUUAUGGGAAAACGUUCAGUCUCAAACAGGCCGUUCACAUCUUUGCUCCUUGGACUAUCAAGACAAACUCCUGAUCAAGCAAUCUCGGACUUGGUGAACCAAUUAGCCUUUGAUCCGGACUAUAUCAAGGCCUAUGUACUCGUACUUUUCAACAACAACAAAAUGUUGCUAUCGGAUUCAUACGGCACCUUUGCUGACAUGGAAAUCGACCUACUCAAAGCCAUGCAUACAGGCGACGACAGCGGUGACUGCACGGAUGCCGUAUUCUCGAACGUUGCAGCUGCACUUCAACGAUAUCUUACCUACAACUCGCAGGUUUAUGUAAUAACAGAUGGUCUUCCAAACGAUAUUGACAAGAUGGAGACAGUCUUCCAUGUCGACUCCUACCUACGCGUACCGUUGAACUUCAUCUUCUUGGAACCAUCUCCCACGUCCGGCUGUACUACUUCCAUAGAGAGUUCCAGCUAUCGUGCAAUGGACUCGUUGGCAAAACGAACUGGAGGAAUGACGUUCUACUUUCGCCAUGAUAUUGGUUUUCAGUUCCUCUACCAGCAUAUGUACAAUAUUAUCUAUCGAUCCCAGCUUCUGCUAUCGAAUGAUCUGCCCUUAUGUUCGAGCCAGAACGUCUACAAUCAAGUCGCGAUCGAUAUCUCCGUUGAACAGCUUGUGAUUGUUGCAACAGGAAGGAACCUUUCAUUGGUAUUGUCAACACCUGAUGGAGACCUGGCUCCCUAUGACAGUGUUUUCAACGAUGGGACCAACUAUAUCUGGACAAAAAAUGGACCACAAGUCGGCAACUGGCUAGUCUCUAUGUGGACGUCCGAUCAAACACUGGGAUGCAAUUUCAAAGUUUUCCAGAAAUCCUACCACAAUCAAGCUUCGCUCAGUGAUCAGUACGACCUCUUUUGGGCUGUUGCACCACGGAUCGAUUCCGAUCAGACGCUGCUCCAACCUCAAUAUGGAAUGGGUCGAAGCAUCGUCAUGCAUCUGACAAACUAUCGUCUUGAUACAAUGCCAGAGCGAGUUCAAACGUACCUGUCGAUUCGAGCCAUUCGCGGCAAUAAGCCUGUUACGGUUUAUAAUUCGAAUGGAAUUUGGCGUGAUGGCUGUUCAUACCAAUUCUACUUCCCUUCAAUGACAUGUCAAAAUCCCAAUGAGAUUCUUUAUUUCAAUUUCUUCGUCUUGGAUUCGUUAGGCUUCAGUGUUCAACGUGCUGGCGUGAUGUACUGUUUUCCAGAGCAGCCAACUCCUCAGCCACCUCCUCAUCAAUGCCAGAAUGGCGGCAUCAUCAAUUCGGCCAAUACUACUUGCUUCUGCCCACCAGGAUUUACUGGAACUUACUGUCAACAGAUUAUGUGCUAUAACGGUGGAACUCCCGCAGGUGAAAGGUGCCAAUGCCCUGUUGGUUGGACUGGUACCUUCUGUGAACUUGCCAAAUGCACAAGUAAAGGCGCAAGCCCGGAAUAUCUACGACUGAAUGUUGACAUGGUAUUUGUUCUCGAACUCACUCAACAAGCUCAUGCUCAGGUGUUCUACUUGAAUUCGGUGUUCGCCGAUCUCAUUAGGAGCGUUCAAUCUCAGAACAGUCAAUGGAUUACUCGAUAUAUCGUCGUCGGAUUCAACAGCACCUGUGAGUCCUCCACAAUGGGUUUGUGGUGGGAGCCUCAAUUCAAUUCCAAUGUACCUAACUAUCAAGUUCAGGCCGUACGUCUUAUCCCACUACAGUUUUCUUCCGGAAUCGUUUUCUCGCAAUAUCAGCCAGAUUGUGUGGGUGAGUGGGGUCUAACACUAAUGUUCUUCCCUAUUGAUGCUUAUGCGCAGACUAUUCAGUUGAAUGUUGUCGGAUUCAACAAAACCGUUUCGGUCUACGAUGGCUCUGGUAAGUUCACAAUUGAUUACUGCGAUCAAGGUUGGGAUGAAGUUGGACAGAACUGUCUACGCUUUGUGCUAUCUCAGUCGUCGUAUUCUGAUGCUCGACAAUUCUGCCAUGAUGCAGGUGGUAGCCUUGUCGAUGAUCUUAGCGAAGUGAAACACUUAUUCUUACAAAGUAAGGAAUUUGACGCUCAGCAUCAGAAAGAGUACUAUCGGUUUGCCCUUGUUUAUUUAUUUGUUCUCACUGAUUGUUGUGCUGUCAUUGUUUACUUGUUUACACCCUUCAAAAUCUAUUUCUAUAGGACCCCUGAUGCGUGUUCCAUCAAAAGAUCAUUCAUCUGUCAAAAACAUCGCUACGAUCCUGAUCAUCGUCCGAAUGUCAUCGGAGAACUCGAUCUUCCCGCUGGGAAGUGGUAUGUCACAGUGAGGGUGGAUUCGAGUACACAGCGGUCCUGCUUCGUACAGGCUCGAGUACAAAGCGAUCUACAAAUUGUUCCCGGCUUUGUAACAACGGCUACCGGCGACCAGCCCGAUAACGAUCCUGUUCAGGACUCGCCCAACAAUCGCCUUAUCACCUAUAUCCAUAGUUUGGACAACGCCAAUCGCAGUCCCAUUCUCACCCAUGCUCUACUGAAUGAUGCAGCUAACGGAACGUUCUACAACGCCAUGACAUACAGUCAAAGGGCCCAGUGCUCGUAUCCAUGGCUCACACAAUCGUUCAGUUGCCCGAAUUCGAAUUCAGCCGACAAUGAGUUUACGAUUACGCACAUGGGUGAGGACGAGUACGGUAAUCUCUUCCAAAGAGUGACGUAUGGUCAUUGUUCCACCGCAACCAUAAACUGCAAUGGUGGAGUGCGAUGGCAAGGUCUUUGCAUUUGUACUGAGUACUGGACAGGUAAGCAAUGCAACAUCCCGAUUUGCGUGAACGGUGGAGUCUUGAGCCAGGACUACAGAAGGUGUGAAUGUCCUGAUGGCUAUGCCGGUGAACACUGUGAAUUCGAGGUAUGUAUGGCCAGGACACCGAUUACGUUCUCGCCUAAUGGGAAAACGUUCGUUCUCAUAGUGGAAACCACCUUCCGUAACCAACUAAUCAAUGGGUAUGGAUUUCAGUUGGUCGCCAAUCUAACGUCCAUUGUCUAUGGAGCUCUUCAAAAUGGUCCGUGGUACAGCAACUACGCCCUCGUCACAUAUGACUCAUCCGGAGUCACAUCACAGUACUUCCAAUACACGAAUAUUGGUUCGUUGGUGAUGGGAUUGAAUUCAGCUGCAGGAAGGAUGUCCGAUCCGGGUUCAUGCAGUAUGCCUCUCUAUGGGCUGUCCUUGAAGGCUAUUCUUGACCAUAUCGACAUUCAGUUCUACGUUCUAUCGCCGAACAGUGAAGUCUUUGCGGUCACUUCAGCCGGUGUCAGUGAUCGGCAAGUACGGGAGGGAGACGUGGAGCUGUUCACCUACAUAUACAAUUCGGCUUCGGAUUGUGGAACGAUUCCCUAUGACGACUCUAUCACCCAAACAACUAGACUUGCAUAUUCUUCUAGUGGUAAUGUAUUGUUCGUUACCAUGUUCUCCGUCUAUCUACCGACUCUCUACGGAUCCUACGUUCUGACAAAUCCAACUGGUCAUCAAGGUUUCAAAUGUUCUACGCCCAGUGACUGGUACGUUGAAGUAGACUUUGCCACGACGGCAAUUUACGUGACCACAUCGGCUGCCUAUGGUUCUUUGGGAGUGAUCAAUCCUAUGAGGGGUGAGUUUUCAAAGAAUAAUCUGAGAUCAUUUCAGCUGACUUCUCCUGGUGAUUGUUUCGUUCACGUAUUUGCUGUGGGUGGAGCAAAAGUCUACUACGAGUUUGCUGAGACCACAGACAUUGAUCCAUCUGCCUCACAUAUCGACGGCUAUAAUGGAUCACCAGAAGUUGGAGUAUCCAACGUCGUGACACUGCACGUCGAUGCUGCAGUGGGUACCGUUCUCAAACAAAUCGAACUUUUCGACCCAGACAGUCUCCAGGUUUGCGAUGAAUCUUCCAAAUACCGUAUUCCUACAGUAUUCGUUUCCAACUUAUACAUUUGCCAGGUAGUGCUUCGAUCACCGCUCUAUCGACGAAUGAACUGCUCAUUUGAAUACUAUUCUGAUCCAUUCACUUGUACAAGUGAAGCGAUAGCAAUGUUCGUAUAUGGAGAAGAUGAUCGACGUCAGCCAUUCCGUCGACAAGAACUUACCUACUGUAGGGCAAAUAUUAGUUCAGGUAUGUCCUACAGGUUUUUUCUGGGGGAGGGGGUUACAACUGCAACGCCACCGACUGUCACGUCACCAUCGUUCACAAGUUCAACAUCAAGCCAACCACCACAAUCAACCCAACCACCACAGCAAACAACCAGUUCACCAGCGACAACAAUCUCACCAACGACGACACCGGCUCCUGUACCGAUCACUUUCGACGUCGUCGUCCUUAUAGAUGUCAGCCAGAGUGCGACAACGAGUUAUGAUGACGUAUGUUUUACCAUAUUCGGUAAUGCUGCUUUCGGUCCAAUGGUAAUCGCGAAUCUGAAUGCCGUCGAUUCCAUGACCGUACUGCAGAGCUAUCUUGCUCAGACAAAGCAGUACAACGAUUUCGAUGAUCAGGGACAAGCUUUGGCACAAAGCCUUUACACAGCAAUUAAUCCCAACUUCAAAAAUGCCGGCUAUCGAACCGAUAUCAGCAAUCAUCUCAUACUCUACAUCACAGCUACUUCUGGGUUCACUGAUCAACCUCAAAUGGUGGCUCAACAAAUACUUCAAAGCGGUGAUUACGGUAUCGUGACUGUCGGCUACGGUCCAUUAGUUACGGAUCUGCCUGGAAUGCAGGUUUGUUGA